AACAAACAGAAGAUAUCUCAAUCCCAAACGCGUUCUUCCUUCGCUUGCCUUGCCCGGUUUCUUUUUCUUGGCUAAUUGCUUUAAUCACAGUAAAAUAUUCAAUGGACUACGAUUUCAGGAACAGAACAACAGGGUCAUCGUACGAUUCACAAACCCCUAUGUACAGAACAACCUCAUCAUCGACUCCGUCGGGCCACCCUAUGUACGGACAGUCUCUCUAUCCGAGAAUCGGUCAACAACAAGGCCACACUCCGGUGCCUCCUGUAGGCCGUCACUCAUCUUAUCACCAAUCCUCUGCUCCUCCGCCCUCUUCUUCAGGAUUAGGUAUUCGAGUUUCUGUGAAGCCAGAAUACCGGAUCACUCCUCCGCCUCAAUUGGCACCACAAAUGGGAGAUAUUCCACGAAGCAACUUUCAGUUUCAUUUCGAUCUUGAGAGAAGAAUUUUAGCCGAAGCAGAGAAGGAUAUUCAGAAUUGGAGCAAGCUUGGCUUGGAAAAUCUUCCAUCUAAAACGACUGAAUCAACUUCUUCAUUGGGUUCAGCUGCAGAUCCUGUUGUGAGCAAAUACAUCGCUUCAGGACUCAAUCGAGAAGCCGUUCCUCUUGCAGUUGCAAACUAUGGAGACAAUCCUACCAAGGUUCGAGAAUUUGUCAAUGGCUUCUCUCUUCUAAGAGAAAUGGGAUUUUCGGCCAACAACGUAGCUGAAGCUUUACUAAUGUAUGACAAUGACACAGACAAGGCGUUGACUCAUUUCCUUAACAGCUCAUCCUGAACAUUCCAGAAAUAGAUGGCUAUAUGUGAUACUGGCAAAGUGAUGGCAUACAAUGGUUACAUUUUUGCUAUGUGUGCAAGGAUCUGUUAUUGUAUAAACAAAAUCAACCAACUCUUCUUUACAUUUAGUUAUAAUAUAUAUAAUUUGUAAGAUUUUUGUGCUUUCUAAAAAAAAAAAAACCUUUAUAAAAUCAUGCAUUUAUGAUUUAUAUUUUGGAGAUUUUAUGGGUAUUUUUCAGACUCUGUUUUCUGUAUCAAACUUGAGGUUGAAUUGAGCUGAGCUGUGCUUCGCAGGUUUAUACACUGCUGAUUCAUUGAA
Messenger RNA from Ricinus communis (castor bean), 1088 nucleotides. RefSeq lists its product as uncharacterized. The transcript has 5 exons. Gene Ontology annotation, cellular component: ESCRT I complex. The coding region runs from base 102 to 770 and encodes 222 amino acids. Gene Ontology annotation, biological process: ubiquitin-dependent protein catabolic process via the multivesicular body sorting pathway. NCBI's taxonomy places the organism in Eukaryota, Viridiplantae, Streptophyta, Magnoliopsida, Malpighiales, Euphorbiaceae. Gene Ontology annotation, molecular function: ubiquitin binding. The record is from RefSeq and is a predicted model, not a curated record.